This is a messenger RNA of Huiozyma naganishii CBS 8797, 717 nucleotides long. RefSeq names its product rRNA-processing protein RRP17 (gene RRP17). NCBI's taxonomy places the organism in Eukaryota, Fungi, Ascomycota, Saccharomycetes, Saccharomycetales, Saccharomycetaceae. The transcript has a single exon. The coding region runs from base 1 to 717 and encodes 238 amino acids. The record is from RefSeq and is a predicted model, not a curated record. Gene Ontology annotation, cellular component: nucleolus. Gene Ontology annotation, molecular function: RNA binding.
AUGUCUACAAAAAGUAACAGACAGAUCCUGACAAGGGGGAAAAACUAUGCUACUAAGCAGGCGAAGAAGUUUGGGGCAGAUGAAGUUAGCUUCAAUAAGGAUUCGAGGUUGGACUACUUGACUGGCUUCCAUAAACGUAAGUUAGAGCGGAAGAAGAAGGCUCAGGAAUUUAACAAAGAGCAGGACCGUCUUGCUAAGAUUGAGGCAAGGAAGAAGGCAAAGGAGGAAAAAAAGAAGCAGAUGGACGAGGAUAUGCGUCGUUUCAGAGAAUCUUUGCAGAUACAGCAGGAUAUAGAGGAGAACGUAAACGAAGGCGAUGGGGACGCUAGCGACAGCUCAUGGCACGGGUUUGACGAUGAAGCUGAGGGUAAAAGCUGUCAAGGGGAUGCCAGCUCGGAGACCGAUAGCGUUAAACCAAUCCUUAAACGGAACCUCACAGCCGUCUACGAUAACGAAACCACAGUGGAGAUAGAAACUUUGGAGCCAAACGAAAACUUUGAAUACCUGGCACAGAUCAACAACGUCAAAUUGGAGAAAGCAGAGGACGUAUUGAACGAAAGUGUUACAAGGGCCAAGAAAUACGCAAAGUUCCUCGGUAUGGCGGAUGCUGAUGAAGAUAACAAGAAAAAGAAGAAGCAGAAGAAGUUUAGAUAUUUGACGAAAAAUGAAAGAAAGGAUAACCAAAGAAAAGCUUACAACAACAAACACAGAAGGUAG